GCGCGCCCACACUAUAAAGGCCCGCGUCUCUCAGCGCGAGAGCUGAGGAAGUUUAUACUUUUCUUCCAGGCUGGUGGAGCCUGAGCAAGUACGGGAAUUGCCAUUUUCCGACGCACCAUCAAGAAAACAUUUGCUCAGGGACAUUUAGCUCAUCUGUUGGCCUUAACAUCAAGAAACUCUGCCUUACUCCACCUGUUUCCUGCAAACCCAAGUCUACCCUAAACCUCUACAAUGAUGCAAAUUAGUAGUGACCCGGCCAGCAACAAGAACUCCCUCAUCAAUGUGAUGCACCGCUUCAUCGCUGCAACCAACAACAUGGAUGAGACUAUCAUGGUGCCCAGCCUGUUGCGGGAUGUGCCCCUGGAGGAGCAGGAGAGCCAGCAGGUUGAGGUGGUGGUGAAGAACGAGCCUUCCUACCCUAACAAGCAGAGGGACAUGUACGAGCACUACCUCCUCCUCAAGUCCAUAAAGAACGACAUGGAGUGGGGCCUGCUGAAGAGGGAGAUGAGCGGUGGGGCCAGCUUCCUGGAAAUGGCUGUCAAGCAAGCGGAGCAGCAGUCGAUAACCAGGGGGCUCCCUGGUGACGAGAGCUCAGAUCUGGAGGGCCAGUUCCACUACCACCUCAGGGGACUGUUUGGAGUCCUGUCAAAACUCACAGUGCAAGCAGACCACCUCACCAACUGCUACAAGAGGGAAAUCGGAGGUGCUAACUUCAUGAGAUAGGGUCACAUCUGCCUGAACUUGGUCUGCUUGACUCACAAACACCGUGGUGUUAUGGGAGACCUCUUGCCCCUUGUGCAAUCGGUGGUGGACUGACCAGAGCAACUACCUUAUGAUUUCUUUCAAUCCUGUCUUGAGUAGUAACACUCCACCCCCUCUGUCACUUGCUUCCCAAACCUCCACUAAUCAUAAAUGUAAACCAAUCUGAUUGACACUUGCACAUGUUCCUGACCGUGUAAGGUCAUAUAGGAUUCUUUAAACCUUGCGUUGUAAGUUCAUCAGGGUUUGACAUUUUAUGCUUAUUGGCUGUUUUUACCGCGUUUUUGGUGUCGGAUUUGGAGUCUAGUUGAAUCAUGGAUCUGGUAGAUGAACAAACUUCCCAUAGUCUUCAUUUCAAGUCCAAACAUUUGUGGAUUCACAUGUAUGUCAGUGGAAUUGGAUGUCUGUGUAUGCCAUGUCUUUUUAAAUGACUCUAGAGAGAGGUUUGACUAGGAGUAUUUAGAAUGCUGGUUGUUCUGGCCCUCCUUAAAAUUUAAAGGACACCUUAAUGUCUGGGCUUGUUUAAGCGCCUUUAUUUAAAAUAAUAGUUUAUUAAUUUUAUUGCUCAUGAUGACACGUGGUGUGCCUUGAAUUAUCUAAAUAAAGUCCUGCUCAGAUGCCCCCUACUGUCUGGUCCACAUUGUUUGAAUGGCAACCUACCCUUUUUUUUUUUUUUUGUCAAACUAUUGUAACACCACUAUUAAUUUCUAUGUAUUGUCCUUGGAUAUUUCAAUUUUUAUAUUGGGCAGAAAUGCAGUACAACUAAAAUAAUUAAACUUAACUUGUUCAAA
Molecule: messenger RNA, 1550 nt
Organism: Coregonus clupeaformis (lake whitefish)
Lineage: Eukaryota; Metazoa; Chordata; Actinopteri; Salmoniformes; Salmonidae
Product: mid1-interacting protein 1-like
Exons: 2
Coding region: 232-723 (163 amino acids)
Biological process (GO): regulation of lipid biosynthetic process
Cellular component (GO): cytosol
Source: RefSeq, a predicted model, not a curated record